This is a messenger RNA of Fusarium falciforme, 300 nucleotides long. RefSeq lists its product as hypothetical. The record is from RefSeq and is a predicted model, not a curated record. The transcript has 2 exons. Lineage: Eukaryota; Fungi; Ascomycota; Sordariomycetes; Hypocreales; Nectriaceae. Bases 1 to 300 code for a protein of 99 amino acids.
AUGGUCAACGUGACUGCCUUUCCUGCGGCCGUCGUGGCCUGCUUUGCCUCAUUUGGCGCAGCGAGGAACUGCACGCCCGACCUCUACUACUGCGGUAGCUCUCUUCUGGAUAUCGGCAACUACAACGACUAUAUUGAAGACACCCUCGCCGCCACCAAGCAAGGCAUCUGCGCCGACCGAAGGCAUGUCAAGAAUUCUCUGUUCUACUGUGCGCCUGGUACAAAUGGAGAUAUCAAGUACAAGGAUUAUUGCUCCAAGGGCUACAAGAAUAUGGGCGUUGAUAAGAGUGACAAGGGUUAG